Molecule: messenger RNA, 240 nt
Organism: Cooperia oncophora
Lineage: Eukaryota; Metazoa; Nematoda; Chromadorea; Rhabditida; Trichostrongylidae
Source: the annotation of a GenBank genome assembly
AUGUCGUCACCCAAAAACGAGGCUGCGUUCAUUUUACAUCGAUCAAUGAUUGACUGCAGAUCAAAACUGAAGUUGAAUUCCAACUGCAACCAAAAGGGAAAUCCGAUCUCACCGAAGAUGCUAUUGCCAUCCAUACGUUCUGUGAAAGAAACAUCACUUACUCUACUGUACGAAGGGAAAGAAAUCACAGAAUUUGCAAUGCAACCUCAAGAUGUGACUUCAGUAAAGUUGAAAUGGUAG